Messenger RNA from Folsomia candida, 1219 nucleotides. RefSeq lists its product as uncharacterized. The record is from RefSeq and is a predicted model, not a curated record. The coding region runs from base 94 to 1122 and encodes 342 amino acids. Lineage: Eukaryota; Metazoa; Arthropoda; Collembola; Entomobryomorpha; Isotomidae. The transcript is spliced from 4 exons.
UUCAUCUUUCCAUAGUCAGUUCCCAGAUCCCUUCGUGGUCGCAUCGCUUUGGUAGCAACAAAUUAAUUGAAUCAGAUCUCAGGAAAAAUCACAAUGAAAUCCAUUCUCCGGCUAAUCACAGUAGCUGUGGUAUUGACCAUCGUUAGUGCCAAGAUCCCUCUCCCCAGGAAUAUCACAACUCAUUCUGCGAAGGUAUGGCUCGUCAAGACACUCACGUUUAGCUAUGUGGACCGUUUGGUGAAGGAGUUGAGGAAUGUGAAUAGCGGGCCUCUGGAAGGAAAAGCCACUAUUCUGCCCCCAUUUCCAGAUCCGGUACUUGUAGCUCCUGGGGAAUUACCGAUUGACAUCCCAUUAGAUUUCUUGGAGCCACCAAUUACAAUCACUGGGAAUCUGCAGACUACAACCGAUUUGGAAAUCACAGGACUGAGUGCUAUAGUUGACAACUUUCAGGUUGUCGUUAUAACAGGCCGUAUUACGUGGGAUUUGUCGCUGCCUUCUGCGGCCUUGUCCACGUCUGGCUACAACAUGCACAUAGAAGUCAAAACGGGAGAAGAAGUGACGACCACUAUUGAUGGGUCUGGAGACAUUUCUGCAUCCGUUGCCGAUGUUUUCCUCAAAAUUGACGCAAGUGUAAGACUCACAGGAACUCUAUUAGUGCGCAGUUUGGUUUUGGACGUUGGAUUUAAAGAAUUGAGUCUGGACGGGGGAGUCGCAACGAUUGACGGUGAACCUAUCGACUGGGCGAAGUUGAGCACUGACAUACAAGAAUUCUUUGACGCUGCGUGGACAGACAAUGAUGAAUUCAAAACAAUUCUCACCGAAGCUGUCCGAUGCUCUGUAGACCAUGUAAUAAACGGAUGUACAUUGGCCGGAAUAGUCGCCGACCCAUCGUGCCUGAAACUUGAACUGAAUAUGGACUGUCUGGAGCCUUUCAUCCCCACAGGCCCCACUGGCGAGCCGACCACAGCCCCCACUGGCGCACCAACCACAGCCCCCACUGGCGCACCAACCACUGAUGCACCAACUACCACCGCACCUACUACAACGACGGCGUCGGGAUUUUCAACUGUGUCAAAUGCAUUCAUCGUCAUGAUAGUCAGUUUGGUUGUCAGAUUCUGUUGAGGAAAGUUAAAUAGUGCUGCAUAUUAUUUAUAUUAUACAGAUGUUGAUAAAUAAAACGAACUAGUAAAUUUUAAUUUUAACUACGUAAUGCCAAGAA